Molecule: messenger RNA, 2279 nt
Organism: Misgurnus anguillicaudatus (oriental weatherfish)
Lineage: Eukaryota; Metazoa; Chordata; Actinopteri; Cypriniformes; Cobitidae
Gene: miso1
Product: c18h3orf33 homolog (H. sapiens)
Source: RefSeq, a predicted model, not a curated record
GUUAUUAGGGGGCGUGGUUUCAUCUGUAGUUUUUCCUCUGUAAACAACAUGCCGAGUCUGGAUCCUGAAGAUGUGAGCGAGAGAAAUGACAAAUCUUCCCAAAAUAUAAUUGCAGUUAUAUCACAGUUUGCCGACGACAACUUAACUUUUGUCCGGAAUAUCAGCACAUGUCUCGGCCUCGCUGGUCUUCUCAUCAUAGCGAGGAGCAUCAGGCUGGUAAAUGUUUAAUGCGCGUGCUUUUAUUUCACGUAGCUGUCAGUGGUGUGUCUGUCGGAGUAAAACAUUCAUGAUUACAAAAUUUGGAUAUGCCUCUGAUAUUCCAGCCUGGUUCAUUGAGAGAAACAUCAGCAUCAGAGGAAAAGUGAGAAAUAUAACCGAGACGGGGCUAAAAGUGGAACACCAACCAAUUUAUGUCCCUUUGCUCAGUCCCCUACUUACUAAACCAGGUCAGUGCAUGACCCUCCUGAAUGUGCGUCUGGCUGGGGUGGAGCUGACCUCAGAAGGGCAGAAAUGGAUCAGUCAACAGCUAAAACCAUCUGAGACGGUGUGGCUCCGACUGAUCGCUCGACAAAACGAGACCCUCCACUGUCUAGUGUCAGUUAACAGGGGCUCAUUUUUCAACACUUGUGUGAAUGAGGAGCUUUUGAAGGAUGGUUUGGCCAGGACGUCUCCCCUCGUUGGUCUGGAUCCUCAGUCUCGCAUCUUCUGGAGACUCUAUAAGCGCUUGCUGAGGGUUGAGAGCAGAGCGGAAAAGAAAGGAAAAGGCUUGUGGAAAGAAGAGAGUCGUUGGGAGAGAGCUGCUAAUGUAUUGAAGAACAAUAUGUUGAUCAAGUCAAUUAAGAAACUUUUUAAAUGACAUCUGGUGGCAAAGAAUCGAAAAAAUUUAUUAUUAGAUUAUGCUAUUAAUGCUAUGACAUGUAAAGUGGGUGUGUCACAGUGGGUAGCACUGUUACCUCAUAGCAAGAAAGUCCCCCAGUUUGAGCCUCGGCUUGGUUGGGAAGCCUUUCUGUGUUGAGUUGUCUGGUGUAUCUAGAGAUGGCAAAUUGCCCUUGCUCAACUUGCGUGUGGAUUAACUUGUGUCUAGAUUGACAUGUAUGUGGACUAACCAGUUCUUACCAUGAAUCUAGCAAUAGAUGCUGGAAUGGCGUUAAGAAAAAAUAAACAUGACCUGUUAAGCCUAAGAAUGUGCCUCUUCACACAUGUAUUUAUUAUAACAUUUCAAAACCAUCCUUGAUGGUGGCUGUGUAAUCACAUUAUCACGCUGCCUUACACCUGUAUCACUAGAGCCCCCAUCAUCAUAGUUCUGACAACCGGAAAGCCUUUGUACUUUCCCUCCUCUCAUAAAUCCAUAUCCAACAGACCACUUCGUUUUCUCUUACCCUGGGGAGAUGGGGGAGUACUUUGUCAGGAUGACAUGGCAGUGGGGGUCCACCCAUGCCCCCACUGGGACAAUGAGGAGGGGGGACCCCAUCACUAUAGAAACAUCACACUCUGAAGACAAAGUGCAUUGGGGGGACACCAUCCCAGGGUCCUAGAGGCCUUAGGACUUGGAGAUAGGAAAACAUGGCUCAACGGGGAUAAAAUGUGGAGUGGGAGUUUUUAAAGCUUUAGAUAUUUACAGCUGUGUCUGAAACUCAGAAUCCUGCCAAUAAAACUUUAAAUUUCAAAUCUGAAAAUAUUAAGUUUAAUCACAGAAUUGUUAUUUGUGGUUUUAUUGUGUUGACAAGUAUUGAAGACCCUAUUUACUAAAGAAAACAAUCUGUAAAGUGAAUGGUAGAAUAAGGCUGGUUAGGCUGUAAGCAAGUUCCUAAUGGACAUCAAAUGGCCCUCCCAGUGGGUUUCUCAAAAGUGAAAUCUCUGGUCCUCUUGCAGGGGUUUAGUUUUUGUCUCUAUAUGCACAAAGAGGGGAGGAGGUGACUGUCAGCACCCCUCUUACGCCUUUGUUGUGCAAAUGUCCCUUGCGACUACGGCAGAGUUACUGGACUCUUAUUGGACAGGCUGUUUGAAUUGUAAGGUGCAUUACUGUGAUCAUUGGGUCUGAGUCUAGCAGACUUUGAACUGAGACUCAGCACAUGGGCGGUUACGCGGAAAGAAUCGUGGAAACUGUGGAAGGACUGAUGGAUGAGAGAUGUGGGAGUUAAUCCUUGGGAAAAUAUGCUCUUUGUGUUUGUGCAGGAGCGAGAACAGAGCUCCUCUCUCCUCGUUGUAUCAAAUUCUACACUUGGAAUUUUGAGACCCUCAACUGAUUUUACAACUCUCACUGUGAUAAUGUGACAAUA